AUGACCCAAGAGCAGGUGUCGCUGGUCCUAUACCAUGUCCUGCCUAAGUACUACACAUUGUUCACCUUCAAGACCACGAGCAACCUGGUGAACACACAGGCCUCCGGGAGCAACAACGUCUACACCAUCAACAUCACCUGCAGCAACAACCAAGUGAACGUGUCGACGGGGGGUCAACGAGAUGCCCGUCAACAACAACCUCCAUCUGGACUUCCCAUUGGCAGUAUCUACGAUAAGAACUACAGCGUCCCUCUUUCCUCUCUCUUCCUAGCGGAUGAUGCUCCCAAGGGAAGCACAGGUGCUACAAGCACUGCAUCAUCUUCCUUGCCAUGGCAGAAUCAAAUGAAACUUCUAGUCCGGUCUGAAUCUGCCACCUCCAGUGAUGUUGAUCAGAUCAACACUUUCCUCCUUGGUGAACGAUGA
This is a messenger RNA of Musa acuminata AAA Group (dessert banana), 423 nucleotides long. Its product is annotated as fasciclin-like arabinogalactan protein 9. The transcript has 2 exons. Lineage: Eukaryota; Viridiplantae; Streptophyta; Magnoliopsida; Zingiberales; Musaceae. The record is from RefSeq and is a predicted model, not a curated record. Gene Ontology annotation, cellular component: plasma membrane. Bases 1 to 423 code for a protein of 140 amino acids. Gene Ontology annotation, biological process: plant-type secondary cell wall biogenesis.